Messenger RNA from Oppiella nova, 933 nucleotides. Lineage: Eukaryota; Metazoa; Arthropoda; Arachnida; Sarcoptiformes; Oppiidae. The record is from the annotation of a GenBank genome assembly.
AAUUGUUUACUGAAAUCAUAUCUGUUUCACUUGUAGUGAACUAUUCUCAUGUGAACAGUGACUGUGAACCCAAUUGUCACUUGAAUUGCCUCACAAUCAGUGCUUCACUGGACACUCACUUCCAUAUAGUAUUCAAUUGAUUCAGUCAUUCAAUCAAUAUAUCCAUUCAUUGGCACAUCUAUUGCUUACCUGUGAAUGAGGUGAUCAUAAUCACAGCCAUCACUCAUUGUGUGUCUCUCGCAGUAAAUCAAAGACAAUAUUAUGGAGAAUCUGCAGAAGAAGCCAUCGAAAGGCAUAUUGAAGUCAUCGUCCAGUUUUGAGCAGCAAAACGAGUGCCAAACACAGCCUAAGCCAGAGCAGACGGCGGACAAAGACAUAAAAUGGGAUGAAAUGAAUAUAUUGCAGACAUUACAUCCGGCCGACAAAGACUACGGACACAUGAAGAUCGAGGAGCCGAAGACGCCAUACAACUACUACAUCGACACCACGGAUGGCGAGGCGGCCGCCGCGCAAGACUUGCAUAGUGUGGAUGCGUCCACUUUGGCGGCCAAUAUUGCCUCCAGAGGUUCAGAGUUGCCGUCCGUUUUGAGGAGGGGUUCGUCUGACGAGGAAAGCGAUUACGAGAGCCUCACAGAGGAGGAGAAGAAGAAGCGGCGCGAGUUUGAGGUGAAGAGGAAAAUGCAUUACAACGAGUUCCAGGCCGUGAAGUUGGCCCGAAAACUGCUCGAACAGGACGAGGAGGAGGACAAUGAGGGCAUCGAUGAAGUUAGAGAAGCAGACGAUGUGGACACCGCUGACACUGAACCGCAGCCACAGGCGACUGAUGCGGAUGACGGUGAAGACCAACGCAAUGGCGAUCACAUGUCUAGUGCAUCGCAUAGCAAAUGAUUGGUUGCCUUUCCGUGCAUUUAUUCAUUCAAUUGUUAAGGGAUU